Molecule: messenger RNA, 5689 nt
Organism: Pomacea canaliculata
Lineage: Eukaryota; Metazoa; Mollusca; Gastropoda; Architaenioglossa; Ampullariidae
Product: platelet-activating factor acetylhydrolase IB subunit beta-like
Exons: 5
Coding region: 81-803 (240 amino acids)
Source: RefSeq, a predicted model, not a curated record
UGACGCGAGUCACUUCCUGUGAUUGUAGACACUCAUCACAUUACUUAUUUGGACCAGUUAUUUUGGUAAAUAAGCCAGAAAUGGCAAAUCCUGCUGCAGAUCCCCAGCCAGUUGAAGAUGUUCAAGGCGACAAUCGUUGGAUGGACUUGCAUAAUGCAUUUAUAGUGGAGUCUAAAGAGCGGGAACCAGAAGUCCUCUUCCUGGGAGAUUCCUUAUUGGCUGACCUUCAGCAAACAGAGAUAUGGAGUCAGAUGUUCGAACCUCUACACUGCGUGAACUUUAGUAUUGGAGGGGAUCAGACGCAGAAUUUGCUGUGGAGGAUAAAGAAUGGCGAGCUGGACAAUAUGCAGCCUAAGGUAAUUGUGCUUCUAAUAGGCACAAACAAUCAUAAUCACACUGCAGAGCAGGUGGCUGGUGGCAUCAUGGAGAUUGUCCGUACCAUUAACAAUAAACAACCCCAGGCACAACUUAUUGUUGUGGGUCUGCUUCCAAGAGGUGAAAAGCCUAAUUCUCUUCGAGAGAAAUUUGCAGUCAUAAACAAAUCCAUAGAAGAACAGCUAAGUAACAUUCCCAGUACAACAUUCCUCAAUGUGGAUCCAGCUCUCUUCUAUCGCCCUGGCUCUGAGACCAUCAGUCGUCGAGACAUGUGGGACUUUCUGCACCUGACAACACGCGGCUAUCAGAAAUUGUGUGAGGUACUUCUGGAAGAACUACAGUCUCUUCUGCAAAAUUAUAUGAAGGUGGAAAGUACAUCAGUUGAGACAGCCUCAAUGGCAGGAGAGCUUGCCUCUGAUGAACCCUGAACACUAGACAGAGCUUUAUGUGUGAUGCGUUCAACUUCUAGUGCUUGCCUACCAGCUGAAAGAAGUAUUUUGUCUUACAUUGUAAUUCUAAAGCACAGAAAGGGAGCUGCUUUGAAAAACUCAGUAGAUUUAUUUUUAUCUUUAUUACAUGCAUGAUGUAAAAUUCGCACCAGCUCAGCCUUAUUAGAGUAGAUUUUGUUUUCUUUUAAGUCAUUUUUAACUGGUUUAAAAAGCAUUUUAAGGAUGCAAUUUAUCAGAUUGUGACAUUUGGGUAAUCUCACAGUAUGUCCUUUGUCCUGAUUAUAAAAUUGCUUCUAGGUGGUAGGUACCAAGGUCAAAGGUCACUGAAGAAUCAUUACUCAAAAGAUUUUUUUUGGAGGGGUGGGGGGAACUGUUGAUAAAUUGGUAAAGCUUUAUCUCCUCAAUAGAUAUGAAAACCUUAAUAAGAUGAUUGACAGAGCUGAUCAUAGCAUGACAAUUAAGGCAACACUAAGUUUGGUUAGGAUUGUUUCGAACAAACCAUGAUUAUUACAUUUCUUGGGGUGAUGCAGGAUGUGAAAAAAGUUAUUUAGAUAUAGUUGUUUGUCAUCAGAAAUGAUUGUUAUUUUUUGCAGCUGUACAAAAAUAUUUAUAUGUUUACAUGCAACUGUGCAGUCUUGUGCAAGCUGGAAAAGUUACAUAACAGAAGUUGUCACUACUGGGUCUGAAAUAUCUGGGUGAAAAAAUCUCUUAGCUGAUGUUGGAUAUUUGUUUUAUUGUCUUGCAAGUAAAAACUAAAUGAUGGGAACUGCAGAGAGAUGCAACAAAUUUUAUUUUUAAUUCUUAAAAAAUGUACUCAGGGUUUGUUUUUGUUUUUUUGCUCCUUUUUCAACUGUUUCUUUAACUUUAAAGUGAAAGGGUAACCAUGGCAGUUGUGAAAAUUUUUGUGCCCAAUACAAGGGACAGUAUCAUUACUAAUGUGAUUAUAAUCCCAUCUUUAGUAAAUGAUUAUAAGUUGCUAUUUAUUCAAAUUUUUGCUAUUAUUGUUUUUGUAUAUGCAUGGUAGAACAUGUUUCUUUUUGCCAUUAUUACUAUUAUAAUUAUUAUCAUUCUUAGGAUAGGUACAACUAUUAUAGGUACAUUUUAUUUUUGCAUGACAUUAACCCAUUUUCAGGGAUAUAAUCUCAUACAAAAUUCUAAUAUUUUUUUCUUUAUAUAAUUGUAAAUUUGUUCCCCCCACGAUGGAAUUACAUAGUCCAUCUGUAUAAUGAAUAGUUGCGGCAACACCACCAAUGACAAGGCUGAACCAUUGUUGCGUUGUGUAUGGUCAUGUUAAAAAAAGAAUUUAGUAGGCUGUGUUUAGCUACAAUCCGUUUAUCUGAUUCAACAGCUUUGUUUGCUUUCAAUUUAUGGUUUGAUUGUGCCAAAGGCAUUCUUUCCACAUGCAGUUGUUCUGCUGUUGCAUUUGUUCAUUCAGAUUAACUCUAGUGAAUUAAAAAAUAAUUAUUUUCAUAUUUUUUAAAUGGGGCAUAUAGAAACAUUUCAUUAUAGUAGAAAUUUAUUAAAGUUCUAAAUGCCACUUCUCUCAUAUGAACAUUAUGUCAAUCGUUAUUUUAUAGCUGUUUGAAAGUGCUAGCUAUUCUUCCUAAAAGAAUUUUGGAAAAACUGAAAAUUACCUCCCCUUCCACUUUCAGCGAACAAAAAUAUAUUUUAAGCAAAUACAUUCCAAAUUCUGCUGUCAUUUGAAAACAAGCCCUUUCAAACCAAAAGAUGUGGCUCAAGGAACUCUGCAUGUUGUGCUAAAAUUAAGUUCAUUUAGGUUCAGAAUAAUUCAUUUUCUUUUCAGCUUUCUGGGUUAGGGUUAUGAUGGUAAUAAUAGUAAGAUCGAAUGAGUACCAAUUUGGUUAGGACUUUCACAUACUCUGUCUUCAAGAAUAAAGGUGGCUUGAGCUGUGACACUGAUGUGAUGCAUGUAGUAUUUAUUUGCAAAUAUUCAUGGUGAUAAUAUAGUGAAUAUAAUUCACUCCACUGUGAUUUGCCACGAAUAGUGGUGUUUUCAAAAAAAAAAAAAAGACAAAGAAAAUAUAAUCAGCACUAAGCACUGAACCAUUGCAUGUUGUUAAUAGCUUGUCCUGUAAAGGAGGAGUUUACAGCUACUAGUAAAUUACAAUUUCUGAGAAUAUCAUUUACAAUUUGACAAAUAACUAUGUUGGUUUAAAAACUGAGAAGAUGGAUUAUUUGACCAAGCUGAUAUAUCUGUCCAGAAAGUUUUUCCUUAAAAAAUCUGCCAAUAAUGCUCACAUCUUGAUUCCCAAAAUGCAUCAUUUAUUAUUUACUUCAAGUUAAAUGGCUGAGUUGAGAGUUCCUUUUACCUCUGAAAAUCAUUGUAUUUUUAUAUAUACAUAUAUAUGCACACACCCAUAUAUGUAUGUAUCUCUUGAUUGUGCAUCUGAAUAUUAGUAAAACUAUACAUUAAAACAGCACUUAAUGUAGGAUUUUCCAAGAUGAACCCUAUUGAAUGCCGUGAUGUGCUUGCAUAGCUCAGCGUACAUUAUUCUGAGAUGUUAAACAAAGGACUUACUGAGCCAUCUAACUUUGGUAAAAGAUGCCUAACAAAAUACUGUUUUUGUUCCUCUUCCUUCAGCUUGGCUUUCUGGAUCAAAUAUCUUUAGAAAAAUAAAAUUGAUUCUACACAAAGAAAUCAGAGCAUUAUGACUUUGGCAAAAAAAAAAGUUACAAUUGUAGCUAUUACAUUCAUUUAAAUUUUCACUGUGUAUCUUGUUGACCUGAAAAUCGUUAAAAUAUAAUAAAAUCUACUUUUAAGCAUUUUAGACUCAACAUAAGUCAGUAUUUCUGUUCAGUUCAGUAUUGCUUUACCUUUGAAGAGGUUUGGUAAUCUAUAUGAAGUGCAGAGGCUGCAUUUUCCUUUUAUAAAUUAGUCCGUUUUUUUUCUCCCCUGUUUUGUGUUUUUGCUAAUCAAAGAAACAUUAUUGUGUACUACCAUCAGCUCAGAUUUCUUUCUGCUGCUUCUGAUGAUGAUAACUUUAUGUAGACAUAAAUGUUACAAUUGCUUUUAUGGCAAAACUAUAAAACAUCAGAAUUGUUGGCACGUUAUAAAUUUACAUCUACAUGUCACUUUUUAUUUUACUCAGACAUUAAAAAUAUGCUCAUUAGUUCUGGUUUUGACUAAAAAUAUUUUGUAUGCAAACAGGUACAGUAUUCCAGCCAUGUCUGGCUAGUUUUAUUUCAUCACAUCAUCCUUUAUAGUUUUUUUCUCUGAACAAUUUUCAGUGACCUAUUUUGGGUCAUCUCACAAUGCUGUUCCAUUACUGUUUCAAUUUGUUUUGUUUUAUAAAAGUAGUGUAUGCUGUUUUGGUCAAAUGUGAUGGGUUUUCUCACUUCUUAAAAGCUUUGAUUAUAUGGUUUUUGAUUUAUUUCUGUAUGCCUUAUUUGAAAAGUUUUAGCAACCAAGGGAACAGGCCGUGGUUAAACAACAAUAUAAAUUUGUAUACCAAGAUACAAAGUGAUUUUAUAAAGACUCCAGGAUUCUCUGAGUCAUUCAUUAGUCAUGUUCAUUUUUACCACUAAAACAAGCAUCAUGGUAGUCAUUGAUGUAACAUUGUGGACAUGUAGUGUUUGCUAGGAAAUUUCUUUAAGAAAUAUGUUGGUGCAGUUAGAUUUAGACUGGGUACAUGUGAAAUUAUUUUCAAGAUCAGAAAAAUUUUGUUAAAAGAUAAAACAUAAUACUUUUUCAGUGGUAUCUGUAUGUUCAGUGCUAUUCAUUGUUUUGCAGAAGUAUUACCAUUACUGAUUUUUUUAGCAGUAUCCCUCUACAUGGGUUGGGGAGAUUGAAGUAUUGAUUGCCUAGUCAUAAGAUACCAGUCUCUGAACAGAUAUACAUGGGUUCUAUAAAGGGAAACAGUUGUAACAAUUUGUAGUUCAUAGCAUCCUGUCUUCUCAACCACAACUCUUAUGUAUUUCUAAAUUGUAUGGGCUAUUUUUCUUUCCUUUUACAUGCUUGUGUUCUGGUUUUUCACCCAAGUUUAUUGGCUUCUAAAGAGAGACAAAAAUGGCGGUCUCAUGUCAGUGAUUUCUGUAUAUGAAUAGUGGAAUGUGUGAAAUGUGUAUAGAUAUUUAUUAACAUUAUUAUAAAAGUUUUGAACAUGUGAGACAUUGAAAAUCUGUUUGUCACAACAAGGACUUGAGAAGUGAUAGACUUUAAAGAUUUACUUUCAGUCUUUCAACCAUUCUUGUUAGAUAAAUAAUGCUGAUGUUUGGCUCCUUUUGUAAGGCAGAAGACUUUGGUUCUGGCUCAUCAAAAAGUGCUGAUGAAGGAAAGCUUGCUGAGGGCUUUAAUUAAGGACUGAAAGAAGUAGAGAUCAGUUCUUUUAGUCACUUUGAUUAGUGAUGGCAGAUUAAUAUAUGCUGUACCACAGAGCUACAAAAAUAUAUCCUUUAGAUGAUACAUAGUUGAAACAUACACUGUAUUAGGAACAGGAGCAUGCUUGUGAGCGAAAGUCACUUUGUACAUAAAACUUAAAAGUUUUAGUAUAUUGCAUUUAUUAGUUGUUGUAUGAAGAGAUUUAGCUCUCAUUCAUUCUCUUUAUCUAAAUGGUACUUUGUGCAUAUGUUUGGAUAUUUCAUUUUUCUGAAAAGAUGUGAUUGUUUGGUGGAGUUAACACUACACUUCUUGCACAACCUAUGAAGCAAAUUCUUUUCCAUGCAUGUUUAUACCCUUCUGUUAAUAACUACCCAUCAAAUUAUGUUAUCAAGGAAUAUUUUGCGCUAAAUUUAUUCUCAACUGCGUAGUGUGUGCGUGCCUCGGUAUUAUGAUUAUGUUGCGACACACUGUUGCAUGUACAGUGCAAUAUCAUUUUGUUGAAUUAAAUGCAUAUUUCACCCUUAAA